Annulohypoxylon truncatum is the source of this 489-nucleotide messenger RNA. RefSeq lists its product as uncharacterized. The transcript is spliced from 2 exons. The coding region runs from base 1 to 489 and encodes 162 amino acids. The record is from RefSeq and is a predicted model, not a curated record. Lineage: Eukaryota; Fungi; Ascomycota; Sordariomycetes; Xylariales; Hypoxylaceae.
AUGGACUUGAACCCCAAAGACUCUCCGCAUUCCUACGAGAUUUCGAAUGGAGAAAUGGUGUCUGGUACCGAGGCUACGACAACACUCUACCGGAUGAAUUGGAACAUCACCUCCAUCCCGCAAAAACAUUCUUUCGUGAUAUUCGAGCGGGUAGAAGACGACCUGGCACUAGGAAAUAAGGAGUCAACUUCUACCAAGAAGCGAAGUGAACACAUUUUCUACCUUGCACAUCCAGCGAGUGCUAAGGAUCGGAAAGAAACUCCCGGGUAUUAUUUGACAUCUGUCUCGUCCGAGUCAUUAGGUAAUAUCAAUCUCGAGACAUCAAAGUCGGCAUUCCAGAAGACGGGAUUCAGGUUGCUACUAAGCAUGGGGAAAGCUUGGUCCGAUAAACUACUCUUCGAUGAAGAUGCGAAGCCCCUAUUUGAAGUCAACCAAAAUGGAUGGGUGGUCGCCACAUAUUACGGACCGACCGCAACGGUGGACAAGUAG